AUGGGUGACGGUGGCGUCCUAAUGGCUGCACUUGUCCUGCUGCUGGCCAUUGUGGCUGUCUGCUGGGCCGUUGGCCACUGGCAGCCGUGGAGGCAGCAGGCAAAGAAGCGACCUGCUCCUGGGACCCCCCUGCGUGAAGCCUCGGGCUGUAGCCCCGGCCGUCCACACGGGCAGAGUCCAGCCCAGGACGGCGGGGACAGCGACGGUGCCGCCCUGCCCCGCUCCACUCAGGCUCCUGCAGCCGCCUGUGCGCCCUGUCCUGGCCCAGCUGUGCCGCUCGGCAGCCCGACGGCGGAAAGGCUGUGGCCGCUGCCCGGCGCGCAGGAGGAAGCAGGGCACAAGAAAGAGCUGUGGGAGCUGUACCAGCUGGGCCCGCAGCUGGGGAGCGGUGGCUUCGGCACCGUUUUCUCGGGAACCCGACUCUCCGACGGGAGCCCGGUGGCCAUCAAGCGAGUGGCCCGGGACACGGUCCUGCAGUGGAACGAGCUGCCCGACGGCACCUGUGUUCCGACGGAGAUCGUGCUCAUGAAGAAGGUGGGCUUCGGCUGCCAGAGAAUCAUCCAGCUCCUGGACUGGUUCGAGCUGCCCGACAGCUUCGUUCUGGUGCUGGAGCGUCCGGAGCAAUCUCGGGAUCUCUUGCGCGUCCUGGUGGAGCAAGAGUUCCUGAGCGAGGAGGCGGCGCGCUGGCUUUUCUGGCAGGUGCUGGAGGCCGUAUGGCACUGCACCGCCUGCGGCGUCCUGCACCGGGAUAUCAAGCCAGAGAACCUCCUCGUGAACCCGGAGACUGGCGAGCUGAAGCUCAUCGAUUUCGGUUGCGGCACCUUUCUCCAGGAGCGGGCCUUCACACAGUUUGCCGGAACACGCUCGUACUGCCCGCCCGAGUGGAUCGGCCUGCGCUGCUACCACGGCGAUGGGGCGACCAUCUGGUCCCUGGGCGUGUUGCUCUUCGAAAUGGUGUGCGGGUUCCUGCCAUUCAAAAACGAGCGUGACAUCGUGUUGGGGCAGCCCAUCUUCCCGCAGGAGAUUUCUCCAGAGUGCCAACAUCUGAUCAGCUGGUGUUUGUCCAAGCACCCCAUGGAUCGGCCAGUGCUGGAGCAG
This is a messenger RNA of Poecile atricapillus (Black-capped chickadee), 1098 nucleotides long. Its product is annotated as serine/threonine-protein kinase pim-1-like. The annotation marks the transcript as partial. Gene Ontology annotation, biological process: protein autophosphorylation. The transcript has 7 exons. Gene Ontology annotation, molecular function: ATP binding; protein serine/threonine kinase activity. Gene Ontology annotation, cellular component: cytoplasm. The record is from RefSeq and is a predicted model, not a curated record. Lineage: Eukaryota; Metazoa; Chordata; Aves; Passeriformes; Paridae.